AUACAGAUUAUGUUAAGACGAGGAUAAACAUAGUGUGUAUAAAAUUUCAGUUGCGAAUAUAUGCACGGCAAUUAAAUAUGCCUAUUUCAACUUCACUAUUAUGAGGAUGACAAACAUCAUUCUCUUCGUUGUAUUUAUCGUGAUAAAUUUUACAUCUACUAAUGUCGAAGCUGGUUGCCCUGGGGAUGUAGGCAUAUGUAAUUGGACACCCUGGAAGUCAUGGUCAAACUGUAUUAUGACAUGUGGUGGGGGAACUAAAAGUCGGUAUAGUCUUUAUUGUUGCAAAUCAUCCUUGGCAAAUGAUAUUAAUGCCUGCAUCAGGGACUGCAAUCAUACUAUGGACUAUUAUUAUAAAUAUCGCUAUGAAACUCAACUAUGUAACACAAUUUGUUACAAUGGUGAUUACCAAUACUGGAAUAAUAUAUGCAACUGUAGUGACGCUUUCUAUGGAACGUGUUGUGGACAAGAGUGCCCGCAUAUUGAGCAUUGUAAGAGGAGAAGAUGCAGUUCACCAUGGGACACUAAGUGUCUUGAGUGUAACUAUGAUCAAAUACUGUUCAAGAAAACACAGAACGACACAAAAUGUGAACAAAUUCCACAGAAUUUAACACUACAUCUAGAAAAUUCACCAAGUAAGGACCAGGAUCUAACUAACAAUGCAGUUACUUUAAAGUGUACUACUGGGUGUAUUUCUUCAACUCCAUCAUUUAUAUGGUAUUAUUUGCAGUCGGAUGGAUCAGAAUCUAAAUGGUCAGAUUCAGAGCCUACAACACAUACAAUUGGGCAAUGCAAAGAAUUUAAAAAGGUGUUUACCUCUACUUUAGUCCUUCGAAAAUUCACGAUUUUUAAUGACAAUACCGACAAUACCGUCGGGUUUCAAUGUGGUGCAACGAUUAUAAAUGGUACCUCUGAUGAAGUAAAAAUACAGUCAUCUGUAAAUAUCAGAUUUGCCGUUCGAGUAGCGAGGGUAUCACUAAAGAUUGAAAAUAGUUCUAGGGUCAGUUCUCUAAACGUUACCGAUGGUAUUUCGGAAGUAUUCAAAUGUACAACUAGCGAUAGCAGACCAUUACCUACAAUUGUAUGGUAUAUAGGACGGACAGAAAAGAAAAGAGUUGUCGGUACGGAAUCAACCCAUGCAUUCAUACCUAGUAUUUCGGAAAGUGGCAAGGAAGUGUAUUGCAAAGCUUUCAAUAUUCAGCCAGAAAAUGAAGCACUGUCCUCCAACAAAGUUUCUCUCUAUGUUAGAGAGCGUGCGUCAGUGAAUUCGUUAUAUUUUGAAGAGCAUGAUGGUGAAGCAAACGUUACGAUCGACGAGAACUACGAAAACUUGCAGCUUACGUGUAACAUUAGCGGUAACCCUGCAUCAAGUGUUGAAAUUAAGUUCGGAGUGAAAAGAUUAAUUGAAAAGGCUAACAUAAACCAAUUAAGCUUUGUUCGACAGAGAGUGGCUUGUUUCCACAAGGGUGAAUAUACAUGUGUAGGAAAAGAUGAAUUGGGAAAUGUAACAAAUAAAACACUCAAUUUGUCUGUCAAUUGUCUUCCACGGCCUGAUUGGCAAGCAAUUUCGAAUACAACUUGCUCUAUAGGCGAGCCUGUAACAUUAACAUUUACUGCUAUUGCAUAUCCAACGCCAAGUUCUGAUGGUUUCAAAUGGUACAAAAAAAUCUCGAAUGAAUGGAUACCAUUACAAAGUAAUAAAGAUGUACAAGUAUCAGUAAUAGGACUGGAAACAAACCUUACGAUUGUCAAUGUAACUCAGGCAAACCUAGGCCAAUAUCGAUUAACAGUUGAAAACAGCGUCGGAAUAUAUAACCAGUAUUAUUUCCUUAUUGAAAAAGAUGACCCCAGUGUUGAUGUUGGCAUAGAAACAAUAGAAAGUAGUGAUUUCAAAACUGCCACAAUUAUAUUGGGAAUAAUUACUGUCAUAUGUAUUGGUACCUCAGCUGGGAUAAUAAUUUGGUUUAAACGAAAAACCAAAGGAACAGAUAGAAAAUCAUGCACUAAGUCUUUACAUCAAAGCCAAAUUGAGAGCUUUAACAAUGAAUCAUACGAAACAGAAAUGCAGGAAUGUACCGGACGUGUAUACGAGAAUCUACCGCAACAAUAUGCUGAUUUAAAUGCGUUACCUAGAGACGACAUGACAAACUAUGACGUUAUAGAUAAUAGGCUAUAACACGAAAGUACAGGGAUGUCUUUAGACACUGGACUUUAGAGAAAACAUUAACAAUAUCACAGUACAAUUGCAGCUUAAGCUGCUAUUCAUUUCUGACCAGCUUGUAUUUGUCUUCUUACUAAUCGGGUGGUCUAUUUAUAAAAGAAAAUAUAUCCUCAGAUCUAAGUGAGAAUGCUAUUCAUUUCUGAUCAGCUUGUAUUUGUCUUCUAACUAAUCGGGUGGUCUAUUUAUAAAAGAAAAUAUAUCCUUAGAUCUAAGUGAGAAUGUGAUAUUUUUAUUUACAGAAUAUCUUAUGGAAUGAAUAAAUUGCUUUGUGAACGAAUUCAAAUGGUGAC
Messenger RNA from Ruditapes philippinarum (Manila clam), 2508 nucleotides. RefSeq lists its product as uncharacterized. The record is from RefSeq and is a predicted model, not a curated record. NCBI's taxonomy places the organism in Eukaryota, Metazoa, Mollusca, Bivalvia, Venerida, Veneridae. Gene Ontology annotation, biological process: cell-cell adhesion. The coding region runs from base 101 to 2173 and encodes 690 amino acids. Gene Ontology annotation, cellular component: cell-cell junction. The transcript has 10 exons. Gene Ontology annotation, molecular function: cell adhesion molecule binding.